Molecule: messenger RNA, 597 nt
Organism: Loxodonta africana (African savanna elephant)
Lineage: Eukaryota; Metazoa; Chordata; Mammalia; Proboscidea; Elephantidae
Gene: UCN3
Product: urocortin 3
Exons: 1
Coding region: 1-495 (164 amino acids)
Biological process (GO): adenylate cyclase-activating G protein-coupled receptor signaling pathway; hormone-mediated signaling pathway; digestion
Cellular component (GO): extracellular region
Molecular function (GO): corticotropin-releasing hormone receptor 2 binding; hormone activity
Source: RefSeq, a predicted model, not a curated record
AUGCUGAUGCCAGCCCACUUCCUGCUGCUACUGCUGCUGCUCCUAGGAACCCCAAGGGCAGGCCUCUCUCAUAAGUUCUACAAAACCAAGUCCAUCUUUAGCUGCAUCAACACAGCCCUGUCUGAGGCCAAGAAGGGCCAGUCAGAGGAUGAACCCCUGCUAAAUAAGAGAAGUUUCCACUACCUGCCCAGCCAAGAUCUGUCUUCAGCAGCAGAGGAAGAGGAAGAGGAGGACAAGGAGAAAAGGACCUUCCCUGGCUCUGGGGGUGGGGGUGGAGCUGGAAGCACCCGGUACAAAUACCUGUCCCAAGGACAGCUCGGGGGGAAGCUGUACCAGGACAAGGCCAAGAGUGACCGGCGCGCCAAGUUCACUCUGUCCCUUGACGUCCCCACUAACAUCAUGAACAUCCUCUUCGACAUCGCCAAGGCCAAGAACUUGCGAGCCAAGGCAGCAGCCAAUGCCCACCUGAUGGCGCAGAUUGGGCGGAAGAAGUAGAAGUAGAGACAAGGCAAGAGGGCAGCUCAUCUAGAAUGUCAAGUGUAGAGGGUAAGGGGACACCAAGGGUUUGCCCACCCAGCUGGUUUGUGUUUUGAGGGA